Colletotrichum chrysophilum is the source of this 1404-nucleotide messenger RNA. RefSeq lists its product as uncharacterized. The record is from RefSeq and is a predicted model, not a curated record. NCBI's taxonomy places the organism in Eukaryota, Fungi, Ascomycota, Sordariomycetes, Glomerellales, Glomerellaceae. Bases 1 to 1404 code for a protein of 467 amino acids. Gene Ontology annotation, molecular function: aldehyde dehydrogenase (NAD+) activity. The transcript has 4 exons.
AUGUCUACCACUGCCAUUCAAACGAUCUCUCCGUCAACCAACAAGGUCCUUUUCAACACUCCCAGUACGAGUCUUGAAGAUGCGAAGGCCAUCGCCAAAUCCUCUCAGGAUGCCUUCCAAAAGUUCAAGCUGUUGUCUCUGUCGGAGAGAAAGGAGAUGGUGAUGCGAGGCCUACAGCUCAUCCAAGAACGCAAGCAUGAUCUUGGGCGCGAACUCAGUGAGCAAAUGGGUCGCCCUAUUGCGUACAGCCAUAAGGAAAUUGAGACGAUGCAGAAGCGUGCCGACUACCUUCUCGACAUCGCCGAAGAAGCCUUGCGCGAUAUACCUGGUCGUCCCGAGGCAGGGUUCAGGAGAUGGAUCAAGAAGGUCCCAGUUGGCCCGACUCUCGUGGUAUUCGCAUGGAACUUCCCGUACCUCAUCAUCGUGAACGCGCUGGUUCCAGCAGUCUUAGCUGGAAAUACGGUCAUCUUGAAGCCGUCGCCGCAAACACCUUUAGUCGGCACGCGAAUCGCCGAGAUAUUUGCCGAAGCUGGUCUGCCUACGAACGUCCUCCAGGUAGUCCAGUCCGGAGAUCCUGCCGUUCUCAACGAACUUGUGAAGAUCCCCGAGAUACAAGCGGUGAGCUUCACCGGCUCGACUGCGGGAGGGCUGGCUUUGCGUGAAGCCGCGGCCCAUCGCACGAUCCCUCUGAACCUUGAGCUUGGAGGGAAUGACCCAGCAUACGUGCGGCCUGACGCGGACUUGAAAUAUGUAGCAGCUCAGCUUGUGGAUGGCGCUGUCUUCAAUUCAGGCCAGAGUUGCUGCGCUGUGGAGCGGAUUUACGUGCAUAAAGACAUCCAUGAUGCUUUUGUCCAAGAGCUGCAAGAUGAGUUGAAGAUGUAUAAACUCGGCGAUCCGCUGGAUGCAUCAACUAACGUUGGGCCGGUCAUUUCACGAGCUGCCCAGAAGUUGAUUGAACAACAAGUCGAAGAUGCACUCAACAAGGGCGCCCGUGAUGCCACGCCGUUCAAUGCCACAUUUCAGAACCCUUCCGCUGACGGCAACUAUGUAACCCCGCGGAUUCUCACAGGCGUCACACAUGACAUGAUAAUCGCGAAGGAGGAGACUUUUGGCCCAAUCAACCCUGUGAUAUGUGUCCAGAACGACGAUGAGGCAAUUCAACUCAUGAACGACACGGACUAUGGCCUGACUGCCAGCGUUUGGACCACAGAUAUCCCUCGUGGAGAGGAGAUGAUUGAGAGUCUCGAGGCUGGCACCGUGUUUGUCAAUCGUUGUGAUUACCCCAAUCCAGAUCUUGCUUGGACUGGCUGGAAGAAGUCGGGGCUGGGAUGCACUUUGGGGCCAAAGGGAUUUGAUUUCUUCGUCAAGUUGAAAAGUUAUCAUGUCAAGCAGCAACAGGCUUAG